Molecule: messenger RNA, 1728 nt
Organism: Eurytemora carolleeae
Lineage: Eukaryota; Metazoa; Arthropoda; Copepoda; Calanoida; Temoridae
Product: transmembrane protein 170A
Exons: 3
Coding region: 22-525 (167 amino acids)
Source: RefSeq, a predicted model, not a curated record
ACCAUGUUCAGUUUCAGAUGAAUGAAUAAUCAUAAUGAUGAGCGGAGACGGGACAGAAGAGAUCUGCGUUUUAUAUUUUGUAAAACAUCAUAUUUCUCCGCAUUUGUUUUAUCUGCAGACUCACUUAUCGUUAACAAGGUAGAGAACGAGAUGAAUCAGAAUGAAUUUCGGGUUUCAACUGUAUUCGCCCUCUCAUCCAAUCCAACCCUUCUCCUCUUCAAGGAAAUGUGGAUUGGUGUAUUUAUGUGGUGCUUCGUCUCGUCUGUAUUUAUCUACAGUAUUGCGGGCAUCAUCGCUUUCACCAUGCUCCGGCGCCAUAAACUCGGAAAGUUCUACAGUGUUAUGAUUCUACUGAUGGGAGUGAUUAUACCCUGCUCCCUAGGCCUACUAUCAUCCGCAGCAAUUGCAUUUGUUUACAAGCACAGCAGCUUCAGCAUGUUCCCGACUCAUGCGAUGAUGUGGGGGGUUGGGCAGACGGUCAUACAUGCAGCUGUAGGAUUCACUAGAAUCCUUGCCACACUAUAGAACCUAUCCAGCGUCUCAAGAAUUAACAAUAUUAUAUUAAGAGCUUGUGUACAAAAGUAUAUUCCUGACCACAGGGUUGGUUCAAUGAAGAACUAAAGUAUUACGCAUUGUAACUAUACUUCUGUUGAGUUGAUACUUUCCAAAGUAGCAGUGUCCCUAAAUUUAUUUUCAAUUAUUUGAAAAAACUUUCAUUACGAAAGUUUCUACCGGGAAAGUAAUCAACGUCAUUUAUAAACCCUUCUUUCUAUUUUAUCUAAUACAUGAAGCAUUUUAAUACCUGUAACCUGCACCAUUAUGAUUAUUCAGAAUGUUUUCUAAACCUUGUGUUCAAUAUCAAGCUUUGAUACAUUCCAUCUUCAUUCUUCAGCAAACAAGUUGAUUUAUCUAAGCCGGACUUAAGUUUAAUAUGCUGAACUAUUAAGCUCCAGCCUCCUUAGAUAUAAAUAAUCAUUGUACUUUGUUCUUUUCUCCUUUAAGCUCAAGGUUGUGUAUUCUACUGUUCCGUGUCAGAUCUACUAUAUUUAUCAGGCUAGAUAUCAUUAAUUUAGUUUCAUUAAUUAAUUUAGUUUAGUUUAUUGUUUAAUUUAAUGGUAAUAUGCAAUUAUGAUUCUUGCCAAUGAUUUAAUUUAUUUCAUAAACUUGAAGCAAAUGCAAGUUUUCACCAAGUUAUGAAUAUUUCUAUUUAUGAUGUAGUUUCUAGUUCCAAAUUAUUUUCUAUAUGUUUCCCCUGUAUCCCUGUAGUUGUUAUUUAUAGUUAAUUAAUGAUGCUCUUCAUGUCAUCUUAGAAAACAAACUUAUUCUAUAUUUAGAUAAUUAACAUCAGAAGUCGUGUAGUUAAUUUGUUAUCUAUUUUCUCUAUUUAUAAAAUGUGAUAUAUCUCUGGUAAAAGUGCUUUCUAUAGAAAGCCUAUGUUGACAAAAAUGACAAAAUUCUGUUGUUUCAAGAAAGGGCUGAUUUUCUUUGAUUUUAGGAACGAAGCGGAUGAAAAUUUAAUUUUUUAUUGAAUUUAAAAAGCUUUCAUGUUAUUCAGAAAAGUUAUCUUUAAUAUCAUAGAUGGGAAUUAAUUGUGCAAUAUUUUCUCCUGGUACAAGGGCUCGUCUCCAGAUUUAAUCUCUAGUAUUUUCUUGUAUAAAACCCUGUAAACAUGUAUUCAUCUCUACUCCGGGUCUAACCUGGAGAAAUAUUUAUAUCUCUGUUCUCUAG